UUUAAAUUUAUGGAUUUAUUAUUUAAGGAUUUAAUUAAAGUAGAGAAUACGAGAAGAUAACCAUAUCCAAUGUCUUGUUCUUUCGUCGGUCGCUGGGUUGGUUGAGGCGAGAGUUUGCAGAAUUCCAUUUGCCCUUUUAUUUGUUCACAUAUCUACUUCAAAUAGUAUAAAGAUCAUAAAUGCGUUAUUUUCAUCCAUAAUUUUCAAUAUCCAACCCUACUCGCGAAAUUGGAAGGAAGCGGUGUUCCAAUACGGUCUUAUAUCGAGUUUGGUGGCUAAAGAUAUAAGAUGGUUUUAGUUUCCCAUCAACCACAGGGAUUUCAUGUCUCAUUUUCAUCGAGGAAUUCACCAUGGAGCAAAAGGAUGAAGUUGAAGCAGUGUUUAACAAAACCUCACUUGAUUGGAAGAGCUGAUUGGCAUCGCGUGUUAAAGCAGACUAUUUGUUUAAGGUGGAAAUAUUGUGGUGUGGGAAUUAUAUACGGGCCUCCUCACAUUUGUGGAUCCAAGCUUAAACCUUUGACAAUUACAGGCUUCAAAGGCAGUGACCAAAAUGAUGUUUCUGCAACCAGAGCUAAUGAAUUGAAGGUCUGCAAAACCUCAGUUAGAGUAGAGCAGAAAUGGGAAGUUAAGUCAGAAUCUCCAAAGCCCCACAAUGUUCCACUCUCUUGUGCCUCUGAUGCAAAUGAAAGCCUUGCAGCAGCAUCUGGUAUUUACAAACUUUUCAAAAAAUGGCUGACAAUUUUGCGCUCACCACCAUCAAAUCAAGGAGUGGAGGAGAUUUUGGGAGAACCGCCUCCAGGGGAUUUACCAGAAACUUCACAAGGGAUGCAACAGACUGUAAAAUAUCGGACUUUAAAGGUUGCAUGGUCUACUUUUCAGGCCCUCGAUGCAACAAUAAAGAUUCCUCUCUUAAUAUUUGCUCCUUUCUUCCUGGCUGUUAAUGCAAUUUAUGGCGCUGAAGUGUCCAAGGAGUUAACUCCAUUAUGGGUUAUGGGGCCAUUAAUUGUGGCUCUCUACAUCAUGAUGGUGCGGGUGUUGUGUGCACUUUAUGUCUACAGCUUCAAGCAGACUGUGAAAGUAAUUAAGAGUUUACCCUCAUACUGCAAUUUGGCCUACAGCUAUGUUUAUGAUGGUAAGCUCAAAGAAGAUAUAAAAGCUCAUAUUUUGCAGCCUAUAUUGAGCAUAAAAAAUGCAGAUUAUAAACAGCUGACAAGAAAAAUGUUGAAAGUGUUGGCAGAAUGGAUAGGAGAGAGGUAUCUUGAUUUUGUGGAAUCAAUAUGGCCCUAUUAUUGUAGGACUAUCAGAUUUUUAAAGAGUUCCAAUCUCAUAUAAAAUUGAAAAUAAUUUUGAGGGUGGUAGUCUUCUGGAGAGGGUUAAAAUAGUAAAAAUUGGAGGAAGGGGGAGUUCCUUGAAGUUGAUUAUGUUUUCUGAUGAGGGCUGGCCAGUGGCCAAUCACAUUUUAUGUUGGGGUCUUGAACCAGUUAAUGGUCCCAACUCACAGUAUAGGAACUAGGAAGUUCCCCAGUCCUGUUAUAUUGAAAAUAUUUUUUGGUCUUAGAUUAGGCUGCAACUACAUCGAGGUUUUGUAUUAGAUUGAUUUCAUUUUUAUUCUAUAUAUGUGUAUAUGUAAUAAUUGGAAGUUGGCACCCGUUCUAUUCAACCCAGCUCCUUCCCCACCACUCUUUUCUUACGUAAGACAUGAUUUGUAUUAUGUGGCAUCGAUGGUAGAGAAUGCGUUGUUAACCACUGGGUUGUUCUAAAGAUGACUUCUUAGGGAACA
Cicer arietinum (chickpea) is the source of this 1780-nucleotide messenger RNA. RefSeq lists its product as uncharacterized. The record is from RefSeq and is a predicted model, not a curated record. Lineage: Eukaryota; Viridiplantae; Streptophyta; Magnoliopsida; Fabales; Fabaceae.